AUGAACAAAGUUGAUAAAUCUCAAGUUAUAGUUCUCUCUUUCCUAGCUUUUCUCCUUGUGAUCACACACUUUUUACCUUCCUCUCUAAGGCCUAGUUACCUUUACUUAAUCUUCAACAUCAUUAUCAUUGCCCUUGCUGCUCAGGCGGGACUUCUCUCAGCGUUCUCUGAGCCUUCAGAAGACAGAAAACAUCAUGUUUCUAUGUCUUCUACGCAAAAGCAUGCAAUGCAAGAAUCACAAGAUAAGGAAGAUUUAGCCAUAAACAGUGCAAAUUCUGUCUCAGAAGAGCAAAUAGUAAAGAAGCCUAAGAUGGUUGAAAAAUCUGCAUUUGGUGAAAGUAAAGUUGAUAAGGUGAAAAAGUGUCCUUCAAUGCCAAGUCUUUUUUAUAUAGAAGAUGAAGAAGAUGAUUUAGAAGUGAAUAAGCAUGAAGAGGUUAAAGUAGAAGAUGAGAUUUGUGGUGUUAACGGUCAAGAACUUUUUGCAAAAGCUGAAGCUUUUAUUGGAAAUUUCUAUAAGCAAUUGAAGAUGCAGAGAGAAGAGUGCGGUUAUGCUUCUUAA
Messenger RNA from Lathyrus sativus (Indian pea), 558 nucleotides. The record is from the annotation of a GenBank genome assembly. NCBI's taxonomy places the organism in Eukaryota, Viridiplantae, Streptophyta, Magnoliopsida, Fabales, Fabaceae.